UUAUGCACAACCACCAGCUUUUGAUAAGCACACAAGUCCCAGUUCUUCCCCUCCCUCCUCUUUUCAUUUAUGCUCAAUUUUUGCCAUCCGCCAAGUCUCUUUCCCUCGAAGAAAUGAAGAGGCAAAAAAUAAAAAAGUCUCAGUUUAAAUCAGUGCAAGAUUAAGUGACUUUAUUUGUUCUGUGUGAGUGUGCGCCCUUUUGAUUGAUGAUCAGUGGCCGGCUGUUGUAAUUCCCAUAUUCGCCUCCAUCGAUUUUUCACUUUAAAGCAAAUUGUGGCACUUUAAAAAAAAUAAUGAAUUUAUUUGGGGUUCAGAUGAUUAAAAGUGUUUCCAAAAACUUGCACCACACAUUCAUGUGUGUGAGGACGACUCAACGCCGCCUCAGUGUUAGGACUGCAGCUCGUGAGCGGGCUGCAGGCAGCAUCACGCAUCACCUCGGUAUCCUGUCAUCUCCUUAUCUUCCUUUUUGUCUUUUUUUUUCUUUUUUUGCAGGAGAACCUGGGUUUAAUCUGCAUAGGCUACUUGUUUACACCUCAGAGGGGGACUUUAAUCAGAUUCAAAUCGCUUCACUUGGACUACUCCACCCCCCCUGACCGGACGAACGUACGCGAUAAGGUCUUGAAGACAAAAGAGACGAAGCAACGAUGUGUCUCAUUGCCGGAAGAAGAAUAAGUCGGUCGUAAAUAGGAAGGGGGUGGGAAAAAAAAGUGGCUUUACUGCUGCAGACGUGCACGCCUGGAGAUCCACGCGCACGCACACGCGCGUCACGCCGGUCCUUGGAGACUCUCUGGCGCUGCGCAGCUUUGCGAGUUGCUUCGCGAUUGGCUCCCUCCCUCCGUGUCUCGCUUCCUCCCUCCACGCCUCUCCUUUUUCCGAGGAGGCAGGCAUGCUCGCCCCGGCCACAAAAGCUCCGAGGCGGCGUCAAACUUGAGUCCCGUACCCCGGCCUGCCAGUGUUUGCAAGCGUGUCCACGCGCUCUCCGUGGUGCUGAACGUGGAAACUAGCCGUGCCGAUCAACUCGUGAGGAGGUGUCGGGCGCACCGAGCACACCCCGCCGGCGUCUCGCGGGCUGUGCGGUCGUCAGGAGUCGUGCAAAGAAUCAUGCUGGGGAAGAAGUGGAAGAUGACACUGGACUUCCAGUGUGGACGGAGGAGGAGGUUGCACUGGUUUUUCUUGUUCCUCCUGCUCUUCGCUGCCGGAGGACUGCUUCUCUUCCUCCAGCAUCUGGACCCGUCGGAGAAGGUGCCCCAACGACCUGGUAUGAAGCUCCGUGGAACUGUGCUGCAAUCCAGGGAGACUGUUUCUCCUCAGGACAAAGACCAAGGAAAAUCUAACGGACAUCAGGAGCACCAAGUGGCUGAGGUCGUGGUGCCAAGUCCGAUCUCCCCCAUGCAGUUUCCGCAGUUCUGGAAGAGAGAACAGCUGGUCACAGGUGGAUCCCAAGAACAGGACUUGGGCUCGCAGCGCAUCUCCAAGAAGCACCGCAAGCUCUUGAAAACAAGUCCUCCCAUCCAGCGCAUCAACAAGUCUCCCUCCUCCUCCUCCUCUUCUUCAUUGUCAGGAUUAUUUUCCCUCCAGCGCUGGAGGAAGCUCUCCAGCAUCCUGGAGCAACGUCGGCAGCUCACCAAGGAGAUGUGUGCUAAGUACAAGAGCAACGUCUCCAAGACCAUCACGCAGCACCACGUGAAGAACAUCUUUGUGGAGGACAAGCACAAGCUCCUCUACUGCCAGGUGCCCAAGGCGGGCUGCUCCAACUGGAAGCGGACUUUGAUGGUGCUGGCGGGCAUAGCGUCGGACCCUCAGACCAUCAAUCACGAUACCGCCCACAUAGGCAACCCUCUGAAGACCCUGAACAACUUUGACCGACAGGGCAUCAUGCGGCGCCUGGGCAGCUACACCAAAGUGUUGUUCGUACGAGAGCCACUCGAGAGGAUAGUGUCGGCCUACAGGGACAAGUUCGAGAACCCCAACGAGUACUACCACACGCUCUUUGGGAAGCCCAUCAUCUCCAAGUACAGGCCCAACGCCUCCAGGUCGGCCUUGGAGUCGGGCAACGGCGUCACCUUCCAGGAGUUUGUGCAGUACCUGCUUGACGUGCACCGGCCCGUGGGCAUUGAUAUCCACUGGGAGGCGGCCAACCAGCUGUGCAACCCGUGCCUCAUUGACUACGACUUCAUCGGCAAGUUCGAGAACAUGGAGGAGGAGUCCGACCUGCUGUUGCGCUUGGCCAGAGCGCCGCGCAACCUCACGCUGCCCAACUUCAAGGACCGGAACUUGGCCGACGAGAGGACCUCAUUGAAGAUCACGCAGAAGUAUUUUGCCCAGCUCGGCCCAUUGGAGAGGCAGCGGGUGUAUGAUUUUUACUACAUGGACUAUCUCAUGUUUAAUUAUUCCAAACCUUUUCAAGUACUUAACUGACAGACUCUCGUAAAACUUCUUGCCGCCACUCUGCAGCUAUUCCACAUCAAUCAUCUAAUGAAGGAUUUGUGUUUGUUUGUUUGUUGGUUUGUUAAAAAAAAAAAAAAAACUUUGUACCAGAUUACAAGAUGCAAAAAUGUGCAUAAUGCUGCAUUAGGUUGACGGCCACCACUUGACAAUAAGCGUACCCCUUGUAAAGGGUUUAUAAAUGAUUUUUCAAAUUGCUUAGGAGCAAGUUUGUUAAUGCUUUGUAAAUCAUGCUGUAAAGUCAUAAGUGUCGCAAUACACAGCAAAUUAAUUGAGUUUAAAUGUAUUAACUGCUGCAUUGGCAUAUUCAAACAAAUUCUAAUGCAGUUCGAUAUACGUAUUGAAAAACCUACAACAGUGGAUAGACUUGGGUUCAAAUGCUGCUUUCAUGCAGUGCACAUCAGUCACUACGGAUCUUGUCACUACAGUGGGCAGCAAUGUUUGGUGUAGCGCGUUCCAAAAGUAACCUGUUAAAGCAAUCUAUUACAUUGAGGUGGAAACGUAUUAAUAUUAAAGAAUGACUCAUUAUAUGUUUAUUAUUACUGUUACUGAGUCCUACCAUGCGUUACAAUAGCAGUGCCACAAGACAAAGACAUAAAGAGAAAGCGACUAAUUCAACCAUUUUCUUUGUAGAUUGCUAAGUGAGCCUAUCUAUCGAGCUAGCCAGCUAGCUAGCUGGCUAGCUUGAUAGAUACUGUAUAUCUUUUGUUAGACCAAUUACAAACUAUACUUAAUCUAUCACUAUUAUUUGUUGACAAAUAAUCAGUUAUACUUCAAUACAUAAAAAAGUACUUUGUCUUAUUUAUCCUAUUUACAAUAGGAACAAAUAUUGGCAAUAUAAACUUCCCUUUCCCAUGUGUGCAAAUUAAUUUGAGUAUGUUGAGCAUUUUAUUUGUGCUGUAUCGUCUGGGAUUAAUUAUUGGACGAAAUAUCAGUUAUAAUAUUUAUAUUAAUAAAAACAUCUUCUUAUUAAUAUAAAUAUUAAUCAAAGCCAGUGAUCUCACACCCAUAGAGUGAAAACACUGAACAUUAUCUUCCACACUUUGAUAUGAAGACUCACACAUGUAUAAGAAAACUACUUUGGAAAAGCUGCCCACUGUCAUGACUGACAUGCAACUUCGACAUCAAGAUAAGUCGCGCUUAGAGAACAGCAACUGUAGGAAGUAAACCGAAAUAAGUUUUUAUUGAAUUUAUUCAAUUUUAUUUCAUCAAGUGGCUGCGCAAAAUAAAAUCGUCUACAUCUAAAUUAUUUUAUUUUGUGCAAACACUGCGCAAAUCAAAUCAAGUGAAUUCAACACAGUGUUUUUUUUAGUGUAGAUUUUAACCGCUUAUGAUUGACAAAGAAAUUAUAGUCUAAUCAUUCACAGGCCUUGUAAAUGGGUAGCCCCUUAUUGUAAAAUGGUGCCUGUUUGUGUGAUGUUGUUAAAAGUACUAUUGACUAUCCUUGAAUGCAAACUAUAUAUUAUUGACUAGUACUUGGCAAAGUAGACUUUUCAAAUGAGAAAUGUUCAUGCUUCUUUUCGGGGCAAAACAAAAUCGUUGUUUCAUAGUAUUCAACAGACUUUAAAUUAUGUCUUGCUGUCAGUCAAAUAGAAAAAAAACAAAUGCCUUUCCACCAGAUGGAUUGUCUACUUGACUUUAAGCAACUAUGGCAUCCGUAUACCUCUAUAUAUCAGUGUAUACUAAUACACAUUUGAUGUAUAUGGUUUUGCUCAAUGUAAAGUCCUAAAAUUGACUAGGUAAAGCCCCUUACCCCACCGAGACCCCUUUCAAAUGUGUCCAGUGCUGUCCACUCUGGAGCUGUAUGCACUUAUGGUAGCAUUUUUGUACUUUUAUGCUGUGUUAGGUUUGUGCUUUGAAAUACUAUUCGUCACUUGGAGGUAUUUACUUGGGCAUCCAGGUAUUUACAGGGUACACCGUGUUGCUGACUGUUUGUGGUACACACUUUCCAAAGGGUAUUGAUAGCAGUGAUGUACAAAAUUUUGCAUUUCACAAAACAAAGCAGAUUUGGUUCUUUGACAAUCUAAAAAUAAAUAGUGAGUAUGUUGAAACGGUAAAGAUAUGGGGAAUUUUGUAGAAUUUUGUGCAAAACGUUCUGCACUUCAUGAUAAAUUGAUUUUCCAAUCAUUAUAUUUUAACUUUAUUCAAACGGACACUUUAUCAUUGAAUUUAUUGUGUUGUUAAUUACCAUUCAUUAUGUUUUGGUUUAUUUUUCAAGCCAAGCAAGUUUUUUCUUGAAGGGGGGAGGUGACCUGUUGGUAUAGGCAGAAUUCAUCGCGAACAAUUGCCCUUUUGGAAAGAAAAAAAAAA
Messenger RNA from Hippocampus comes (tiger tail seahorse), 4755 nucleotides. RefSeq names its product carbohydrate (N-acetylgalactosamine 4-0) sulfotransferase 8 (gene chst8). Lineage: Eukaryota; Metazoa; Chordata; Actinopteri; Syngnathiformes; Syngnathidae. The transcript has 5 exons. Gene Ontology annotation, molecular function: sulfotransferase activity. Bases 1102 to 2418 code for a protein of 438 amino acids. Gene Ontology annotation, cellular component: membrane. The record is from RefSeq and is a predicted model, not a curated record. Gene Ontology annotation, biological process: carbohydrate biosynthetic process; proteoglycan biosynthetic process.